AUGGACCUCGAGACUCGCAUCAAAGCCUACCGUUUCGUCGCCUACUCGGCCGUCACCUUCUCGGUGGUCGCCGUGCUGUCGGUAUGCGUGACGCUGCCGAUGGUGUACAACUAUGUGCACCACGUCAAGCGCUCCAUGCAGAAUGAGAUCACUUUCUGCAAGGGAUCCGCCAAGGAUAUCUGGAGCGAGGUCAACCACCUGAAGAACCUGCCCACCGGCAACCGUACCGCCCGUCAAUCCGGAUACGGUGGUGACGCCGCCGUCGGAGGCUCCGGCUCUGCUGGAGGCUCUUGCGACUCGUGCUGCCUCCCUGGACCCGCUGGAGCCGCCGGAGCUCCCGGAAAGCCUGGACGCCCCGGAAAGCCCGGAGCCCCUGGACUCCCCGGAAACCCUGGACGCCCGCCACAGCAGCCUUGCGAGCCGCCCGGAGCCGACGGAAACCCGGGAGCCCCUGGCCAGCCUGGACAGGCCGGAGCCGCCGGAGAGAAGGGUAUCUGCCCCAAGUACUGCGCCAUCGAUGGAGGAGUCUUCUUCGAGGACGGAACUCGCCGC
Messenger RNA from Mesorhabditis spiculigera, 552 nucleotides. The record is from the annotation of a GenBank genome assembly. NCBI's taxonomy places the organism in Eukaryota, Metazoa, Nematoda, Chromadorea, Rhabditida, Rhabditidae.